Rotaria sp. Silwood1 is the source of this 207-nucleotide messenger RNA. NCBI's taxonomy places the organism in Eukaryota, Metazoa, Rotifera, Eurotatoria, Philodinida, Philodinidae. The record is from the annotation of a GenBank genome assembly.
AUGGAUGCUAUUAAAGCUGGUGUUGAAAAAGCAAAAGAAGCUAUUCAACUAAAAAAAGCUGACGAUAAAGCAGAAAAAGCACUUGAUCCAAAUAGAACACCAAGUGAUCGUAUAGAUGCAGCAUUUGAAUCUGAUAAAGCUGCAAUGAAAGCACGCGAACAUGCUUGUAAAGCAGAAUGUCAUAAAGACAAACAUGUUUGUAGUUGA